Messenger RNA from Diaporthe amygdali, 690 nucleotides. RefSeq lists its product as uncharacterized. Gene Ontology annotation, biological process: sterol biosynthetic process. The record is from RefSeq and is a predicted model, not a curated record. The coding region runs from base 1 to 690 and encodes 229 amino acids. Gene Ontology annotation, cellular component: membrane; endoplasmic reticulum. The transcript has 2 exons. Gene Ontology annotation, molecular function: steroid Delta-isomerase activity; C-8 sterol isomerase activity; cholestenol delta-isomerase activity. Lineage: Eukaryota; Fungi; Ascomycota; Sordariomycetes; Diaporthales; Diaporthaceae.
AUGAGUGCCGAAAUCGAGACGCUUCAGCACCCUUACUAUCCCCUUGGGGUUAUGAUUCCUGGAUACGUUGCCCCGACCCUCUCGAGGCUAGAAAUCCUGGUCAUCUUCACCAUAACAUGUUUGAGCAUUCUCACUCCCACAUGGUUCUUCCUCAGCCGCCAGAAACGCCAACUUCACCGCCAAGACAAAGCUACGGCGCUGUGGUUUGUACUCUGCGGAUUCAUUCACCUGGGCCUUGAAGGCUACUUUGCGCUUCAUUACGAUGACCUCGCGACCCGGUCUGCUAUCCUGGCUCAAGCUUGGAAAGAGUAUUCCUUGUCCGACUCGCGAUACCUGACCAUCGACUCGUUCAUGGUCUGCAUGGAGACUGUCACUGCAGUCUUCUGGGGCCCACUCUCAUUUAUUUGUGCCUGGUGCAUCGUCACCGACCAUCCGCUUCGCCAUCCAUUGCAGUCUAUCAUCAGCCUGGGCCAGUUGUAUGGUGAUGUGCUCUACUUCGGUAUAUGCACCUUUGACUUUGCGCUCAAGGGUGUUGAGUACUCGCGGCCUGAGGCUGAUUACUUCUGGGGGUACUAUGUGUUUUUCAACGCAUUUUGGAUCAUUAUUCCAAUUUAUUUGCUCGUUCAGAGCACACAAGAGACAAUGAUGGCGUUCACGGCAGUUAAGAAGCAUGGAAAGACUUUCCGAUAA